AUGGGCGUGUGCGCUUCUUAUCCCGAUCGGAAAAUCACAGACAAAACAACAAAAGACGGUAAUGCGGAAGGCGGUGUCAAUUUUCAACCGGAAUCUUUCCGACGACCGUCAUCGAUCAUGGUGAUGAACAUUUCUACAGGUGCAAUCAAGGAAUAUAAACAACCGAUUCGUGCAAACGUCGUCGUUUCGGAGAACAGUGAUAACAAGAAUUGUUACUAUCUUUCAAAUGCAGAGUCAAUGUGUAUUGGCACGUGUAUGCCACGUGUUCCUGAUGAGGAAGAGCUUUUACUUGGACGAAUCUACUUCAUUGUUCCUCUCUCGUAUUCUGAUUUUCCGUUAUCUGUGUCUUUUCUCUGUGAUCUUGCUGUUAAAGUUAGUUCUGCACUUGAUCAUUUACAUCAAUAG
Messenger RNA from Trifolium pratense (red clover), 405 nucleotides. RefSeq lists its product as uncharacterized. The record is from RefSeq and is a predicted model, not a curated record. The coding region runs from base 1 to 405 and encodes 134 amino acids. NCBI's taxonomy places the organism in Eukaryota, Viridiplantae, Streptophyta, Magnoliopsida, Fabales, Fabaceae. The transcript has a single exon.